UCUCUCUCUCUCUCUCUCUCUCUCUGGCUGUGUGCUCUCGUUUCAGUCUCUCUGGGGAGAUCAGCACCAUCAGAAGGAAAUAAUUGAAUCUCCGCUCCACUUUCACUCGUUCCUCCUGUGUUGGAUCAACCAAUGCCAACAGCAUAGGGGCGUAUCUGUGUGUGUACACCCCAGAAUGAGCCACCCUAGUUCACUUGGAGAUGGGGAAGAGGGGCAUCCAGAGCUGCCAAAACAUUUUCUAUCGAUUUUGGACGCUGAUAUGCAGUGAGGAUGAGUGGCAUCGGUGAAAACCCCUCUGACCCUGCUUCCAGGGCAGAGUCACGGAAACGCAAAGAAUGUUCCUCUGACCUGCUGGGCCCCAGCCCCAAACGAAGCAACGAGAAGAGAAAGCGCGAGCAUGAGAACCGGUACAUCGAGGAGCUGGCCGAGCUGAUCUUCGCCAACUUCAACGACAUCGAUAACUUCAACGUCAAGCCUGACAAAUGUGCUAUCCUCAAGGAGACUGUGAAACAGAUACGACAGAUCAAGGAGCAAGAGGAAGCAGCAGCAGCCAAUGAGGAGGAGGUACAGAAGGCGGACGUCUCAUCAACGGGCCAAUCCGUCAUUGACAAGGAUGCUCUCGGACCAAUGAUGCUGGAGGCCCUGGACGGGUUCUUCUUCGUGGUGAACAUGGAGGGUAACAUGGUGUUUGUGUCUGAGAACGUGACCCAGUACCUGCUGUAUAACCAGGAGGAGCUGAUGAACACCAGCGUCUACAGUGUGCUGCACGUAGGAGACCACGCUGAGUUCAUCAAGAACCUGCUGCCCAAGAGCCUGGUGAACGGUGUGCCGUGGUCCAGUGAAGGUCCCAGGAGGAACAGUCACACGUUUAACUGUCGUAUGCUGGUCAACCCUCACGUUGACAACCAGGACGAGACCAGCGACCAUGAGGGACAGAAAUAUGAGACCAUGCAGUGUUUCUCCGUCUCCGAACCCAAGAGCAUCAAGGAGGAGGCAGAAGACUUCCAGUCAUGUCUGAUCUGUGUGGCACGCAGGAUGCCUGUGAAGGAGCGGCCAAUUCUGCCCACGCACGAGAGCUUCACCACCCGCCAGGACCUGCAAGGGAAGAUCACGUCGUUAGACACCAGUCUUCUGAGAGCCUCUAUGAAGCCUGGCUGGGAGGACCUGGUGAGGACAAGCAUACAGAGGUUUCACCUACAGAACGACGGAGAGAUGUCCUUCGCCAAGAGACACCAGCAAGAGGUGUUGUAUCACGGCCAGGCAUUCAGCCCCAUCUACAGGUUCACUCUGUCAGACGGGACCAUCGUGUCGGCUCACACCAAGAGCAAGCUGGUCCGCUCCCCUGCCACCAACGAACCCCAGCUCUACAUGUCGCUACACUUACUACAGAGGGAGCAGUCAGUGUAUGGUCUGGGACCGGGUCAGGACACGGGGCCCGGUGGACAGCAGCAGGAGACAGGGAUCAGCCCCAACCCCUCCAUAACCCCUCCAACCCAGGGGACCCUCUCUGGUCUGGGCCCCCAGGGACAGGACACCACGAUCACCUCUAACAGCACGCUCUUUUCCCCUCCUCAUGGAAGUCCAGGGUCCAGAGAACCAGGGCCGGGACACAUGCAGGAAUACCGCUACGGCUGCCCUCCCCCUGGAGGAUUACAGUGCAGCAUGGGUAUGAACCUCCCCAUCCAUCCUAACCAGCAAGGGGCCAAUUGGAGGAUGAGCAGCCCGUCUCGAAGCAGCCCUAGCCCAGCCGGAGGGCCCCAUCCGGGGCAACAGAUUUCUAUGUUGUCCCCUAGUCACCGGGCAAGUCCAGGCAUGGCAGGAAGCCCUCGCGUGGCCCCAAGCCUGCACUCACCCUCCCCCGUGGGGAUGUGUGGGUCUGGAACAGGGGUUGGGGGUGGAGGUAGCGGUCCUGCGGCUAACAGUCAUGCUAACAGCUACAGCAGUAGUUCUCUGUCGGCCCUGCAGGCUCUGAGUGAGUGUCACGGGGUCAGACACGGCGGGGAUGGGCAAACACACCCUCACGGCGCCGGGGGAAAGCAGCAUCCGCACACACACACCCUGGGAUCACCGGACAGGAAGAUGAUGGGAUUACCCGCUGGGGUCGCGGUGGGAUCAGGGGUCAACCCUCACAUGAUGUCGAAGCUUGGCGGCGGUAAUGGCGUUAGAGUGGAGGCUCACGGAGAGCAGGAAUAUGGUCAGGGUGGACAGUAUGACCAGAGACAGAUGGACAGACAUACGGACGGGAACGAUAGCAGCGGUAACCACGCUGACAUCAAGGAGGAGAGGGGCGGCCUCGACGACGGCCCCGACGCACAGAGCCGUGGUCUACACUGUGACAACAAGGGCCACACCAAACUUCUCCAGCUCCUCACCACCAAGUCCCAACCCGUCGACACCCCCUUGUCCCCCAACGGAGGAGGGGACCCCAGGGACCCCUCGUCAGGGCUGGGGGGCCCUCACGGUCCAGGAGUCCCAGGGGGCCACGCCACCUCCCUAAAGGAUAAACACAAGAUACUCCACAGGCUGCUCCAGAACAGCACCUCUCCUGUCGACCUGGCCAAGCUCACCGCUGAGGCCACGGGCAAGGAGCUGGGGGAGCACCCUGGGGGUGGUAACGGACAUACAGGAGGGGGUACGGACGGGAACCUCACCCCCAAACAGGAGCCCCUCAGCCCCAAGAAGAAGGACAACGCCCUGCUGAGGUAUCUUCUGGAUAAAGAGGAGAGGCAGGCGAAGAUGGAGGGAGUAGGAGGGGAGGUGAAGACUGAGGGGGGGGUGAAACACACCCUUCAUGUGAAGACGGAGAAACAGGAUGCAGGAUACGACCGCGCUGAACAGUCGUCAGAGCUGGAUGACAUCCUAGAUGAGCUGCAGUGUGUCCAGCCCCAGCUGUUCUGUGAGCCGCGGCCCGUCUCCCUACCCUCCUCCCUGGACAAACAGACCAUCAUCAACGACAUAUUGCACAUCACCCAGGAAACCAGCCCUGGCAACCCCAACGCCAUGGCAACACAGCAGCAACAGCCAGGCAUGGGUCCAGGCAACUACGGAGGUCAGAGGGGGCCUGUGGUCCUGGGGCCAGGUAGGGGUCUACCUAUGAGGAGUGUAUCCCUGGAUAUGAACAUGUCAGGGGGCCAGCCCCCAUUAGGGCCCCCCCAGGGCCAGUACCCCCCCAUGAGGACCCCCAGCCCCUACACACUACAGCAGCAGCAAGGCAUCCUGGGAAACCACGCCGCCAUGAUGUCCAACCAGGCCAACCUCGCAGGUCUAAUGGGUGGUCCUCGGCAGGGUAUGCAGCAGCAGCAGGAAGAGGGGGGUUGGGGUCCUGGGGGCCCGGGUCAGAGCGGUUCAGCCUCGGUCCCUCCUCCAGGGGCCCCAGGUCAGCAGGGGACGAUGCACAGCCGUAUGGGGCCCAGCCCUGGAGGCCCUGGGGGCCCCAUGAGACCCAACGGUCAACCAGGACCCGGACCCAGGCAGUUGCUGCAGUCGCAGAUGAUGGCCAACGAGAUGGGCAUGCGGGCACACCAAUUCACCCAGCAACAGGCUCCACCCAAUCAGACGGCUCCAUGGCCAGACAGCAUGAUGCCCAUUGAGCAGACACCCUUCAACCAGAACAGGUCUGUGUAUGCUCCCCAGCAGCAGCAGCAGGUGUUGCUGGGGGGUCCUGGUGAUGGGGGUCCUGGUGAUGGGGGUCCUGGUGAUGAGGGGGCCCUUAUGUCCCAGCUCUACACCGUGCUGAAGGACUCUGAUGGCCUGGAGGAGAUAGACAGAGCCCUGGGGAUACCUAAUCUGAUGGGACUGGGUCAGUCUGUAGAUCAGGACCAGUUCUCUUCAGACCCGUCCAUGUUGCUGGACCAGAAGCCUCCAGUGUAUGGCCAGCAGCACCAGCAGUACCCCCCACCCAGCUCCCAUCUAGCCCAGAGAGGGUACCACGGCCCUGGGCCCGGCAGACCCAUUCAGGACCCCACAGGGCAAGGCUUCCACCCCAUGGCUGGCCAGAUGGGCCCCAGACCAGGAUACCCCAUCAUAAGGAUGCAGCAACGACCGGGGCUGAGGCCCCAAGGGGUGGUUCCCAACCAGCCUAAUACACUGAGGUUACAGCUGCAGCACCGGCUACAGGUACAACAGAACCGCCAGCCUAUGAUGAACCAGAUGAGUGGUGUGUCCAAUAUGAACCUACCUCUACAGUCCAACAAUCCCAACCAGGGGACCAUCAAUGCUCAGAUGUUAGCCCAGCGGCAGCGGGAGCUGCUCAGUAACCACCUCAGACAGCGCCAGCUGGAGCUCCAGAGACAACAACAACAACAACAACAACAACAAAUCACGGUGCAGCAGCAGCAGCAGAGGAACAUGGUGAUGAGAGCCCAGGGACUCAACCUACCUCCCAAUAUGGCCGCCGCCAACAUGGCCGCAGCUGCUGCAAGUGGCCUAUCAGGAGGGCUGAGUAACCCCCGGAUCCCCCAGACCAACAACCCCCAGCAGUCCCCCUACCCGCCCAGCUACGGUACCAGUACAGGCCCAGGCCUGGCUUCACCCCCUCUUCCUCCUCACCCCUCUACCAGCCCCUUCUCCUCCCCCCUCUCCCCCAGCCUGCCCUCCACUCUCCACGCCCUGCAUGGCUGUACCUCCUCCCAGAUGAUGAUGGGGGGUGCAGGACAGUUUGGGGCCGUAGUCAGCCCUCAUAUACAGCAGCUCAGUGCCUUUCAGUUCCCAAACUCAGGUAUGUCCCAGCAGCCUGACGGAGGGUUUGGAGGACCCGCCACGCCCCAGAGUCCCCUGCUGUCCCCCAGGAUGGCCCACGCCCAGUCUCCCAUCAUGCAACAGCAGGGCCAGGGCAACGCCGCCUUUCAGGCCUCGCCUGACAUAAACGGUUGGACCCCGCAGGGGAACAUGGGAGGAAACAGUAUGUUCAGUACGCAGCAGUCUCCCCCACAGUUCGCCCAGCAGCAGCAGCAGUCCAACGGGGUCGCAGCCAUGUACAACGGCAACGGAAUGAACCUCAACGUCUCCAUGGCAACCAACGGCAGCAUGGGUCAGAUGGCCGGACAGGUGGACGUCACCUCACCUGGGAUGACCUCCGUGGGACAAGAACCGAAAUACUGCUGACCCUGGUGGAGCGUUCAGCCAACCAGCACCUUGAUGCUAACACCCAGGAUCCAAUGAGCUCGCUGGUUCAUCUUCAACCACCCAAUCAAUCAACCAACGGCUCUUUUGAAUGGACCUGGCAGUGUCCUGACCCAGCCCAGCCCAACCCGACCUCCAACCUCACCCACCUGGCAUAAACUGUGCCUCGUAUCUACCCCUACUGGGGGGGGGCUCACCCAGGAUCCAGUGGUGAAGGGGGGGAGUGGGGGAUAGAGGAAAGAUGGGACUUCGAUUGGUUGCGUCCCAAAUGUCACCCUAUUCCCUACAUAGUGCAGUAGUUUUGACCAGAGCCAGGGCCCUACACCCUAAAACGCCUAACCCCUCUCUGAAAGGAGAACUCGUGAGCCAGUUUCUGUCUGUCUGUCCGCCCAGCUGCAUUCACCUUAGUGUGACUAAUGCUGCAUUCAAAACCAAGUGGGAAGGUGGUAAUUACCAGUUGUGAUGUCGUAAAUACCAGUUGGAUGCAUUCGUGUGCUUUGAACUCGUUGAGAAAUGCUGAUUGGCUAAUGGCCAACGAGCUGUGUCAACCAUAAACUUGAAAGUACAGCAAUCAUGCUUGUAAACAAAUUAUAGUGUUCAAAAACCUUUUUAAUACAUUGCUUUUUAUAAGAAUGUUUUGUUGCAUUUAACUGCCAAAAAUGCUGUUAUCGAGGUCGUUUCCUAAGUAGGUGACAUCAGAGGUCAGCAUGUGGGAGAAGUAGGAGCUCAGGGAUGAUGAGUUUACCACUAGUAAAUACCACCUUCCCACUUGGUUAUGAACGCAGAGUUACUGUAGGCCCCUCCCACUCGACUGUAGGCCCCUCCCCAUCUACUGUAAGUUCCUCCCCAUCUGGUCUGACUGACUGUAGGCCCCUCCCCUCUUUAAGUUGCCCCCUCCCCCUCUGCCUGGAGGCUCCAUAGAGGCCCCCUCCCCCUCUGGGUCGACUGACUGCUGGUGGCAGCGGUGGGAUCCUCGUCAGACGAAUCCUCUGUGGUCAGCUGCCGUUUUGCAAUCUCAUCUCAAGAAAAUGUACACUGUUUUUAUUGUAUUUUUUCCACCUCCUUGAUCCCCCUGUUCUUCUGGUUCCUCUCACGUUCUAACACGUUCUACCUUCUGCGUUCCACAAUGGCAGCAAACUGACUCCAAUGUUAUUUAUGUUUUGGUUCCUGGAGGGAGCGGAGCAGCUAACUAUUUUCAGCCGUUUUUUGCCUUUUUGCAGUUUGUUUUCCUAAUGAUGAUGAGUGAGGGUGAAGAGAAAUGGUUUGAAAACUGAUCUGGAAAAGCACUGCAGAUUAAUGGGUUUGAUUUAAAAUAAUGCUUCGUAGGAUUAUUAGACUAAUUUAGUCAAAAGGUUUAUAGUGUAUUAAAUUAAGUUCAAUUUUUCUGUAUAGAUUUUUUUUACAUUAUUUUAGUCGAUUUCUUUAUUAUUGUAGCAAACGAGAAGAUUAUUUCUAAAGUGGUGACAGUGUGUAAAACAGGCACUUUGUCAUUUUCCGAAAAUACUAUUAUAUUCUAUCACAUUGAAAUGUUAUGGAUUUGACUUUGGUCCGGUAGUUUCUUCAGAAGUUAUUGUACAUACCAGUUAACAACAGAGCUCCCUUCCCUAUUUAUUGGGGGUGGUUUUCUCCCUGUCUGGCCUGGACUGCCUCUGAGGAGAGGAGGGGAGAGUCGGACCUUGUCAGCAGUCUUUGGGGUGGCGGUUCUCUUUACCCGACCUCCAGUGGGUGGGUGUCUGUAGGUGUAGGCCGGGGGGCGGGCUGUGUAUACAGUGUACAGAUUAUCGCUUGCUUCUCAGCCUUUAGCGUAUAGCUAGCACCACGAUAGAAAGACGGGACAAAACUCAACACAGCCAUACGGUUAUAUUAACUCAAACAAAACUAUAAAAUGGAAGAAGUGUGCUUUCUAUGUUGUUUGGAGUCUUGGUGCUUCAUACAAGCUGCUAGGGACAAACCGCUCUGGUCCGUCAGUGUGAUGUAAGUAAACAAGCAAUAACGAUUACUAAGAAUCUUUUAUUUUUUUUUCCUCUCUUUGUCGGUUUUUUUGUUUUUGUCGUUUUUGUACAGAUUUUUACCUGGACAUGUUAUGCUCUGUGAUCCGUCAGACUCAGUAUUAAAACAGAUACUUUUUUA
This is a messenger RNA of Coregonus clupeaformis (lake whitefish), 7251 nucleotides long. RefSeq names its product nuclear receptor coactivator 2. Gene Ontology annotation, biological process: cellular response to hormone stimulus; positive regulation of transcription by RNA polymerase II. Bases 271 to 5103 code for a protein of 1610 amino acids. Gene Ontology annotation, cellular component: nucleus. NCBI's taxonomy places the organism in Eukaryota, Metazoa, Chordata, Actinopteri, Salmoniformes, Salmonidae. The record is from RefSeq and is a predicted model, not a curated record. Gene Ontology annotation, molecular function: nuclear receptor binding; protein dimerization activity. The transcript is spliced from 22 exons.